This is a messenger RNA of Parathielavia appendiculata, 2542 nucleotides long. RefSeq names its product Cullin-domain-containing protein. Gene Ontology annotation, biological process: protein ubiquitination; SCF-dependent proteasomal ubiquitin-dependent protein catabolic process. The transcript is spliced from 7 exons. Bases 204 to 2510 code for a protein of 768 amino acids. Gene Ontology annotation, molecular function: protein-macromolecule adaptor activity; ubiquitin protein ligase binding. Lineage: Eukaryota; Fungi; Ascomycota; Sordariomycetes; Sordariales; Chaetomiaceae. Gene Ontology annotation, cellular component: SCF ubiquitin ligase complex. The record is from RefSeq and is a predicted model, not a curated record.
GGCUGUCCGUCUUCCACCGCCCCGCCACUCUCGUUCCCCACACUUGAUCUGCUGGCGCGAGCCUCAAGGCUUGCCUCUUCUUCCACGCCAGCUUUGGUGACUGGUGACGACGCCCAGCAUCACCGCCACCCAACGGAGCCGUCCCCAGUCCUCGAUCGCUUUCCGUAUCAUCAUCGACCUGCAACUCGAUCUUGUCCCACAGAAUGCCUCCCGCCGCGCCGAUGGGCAUGCCCCCCCAGCCCGUCAAAGAUGACAUCGAGACAACAUGGAACUACUUGCAACAAGGCGUUACCAGGAUUAUGAUGAGUCUGCAGGAGGGUAUCGACCUCCAGACUUACAUGGGCAUCUACACAGCCGUCCAUAACUUCUGCACAUCUCAAAAAGCCGUUGGCUUUGCCUUCCAGAGUCAGGCUAUUGGCCAGUCUCAUCGUGGUGCCCACCUCCUCGGCGAAGACCUCUACAAGAAGCUGACGGAGUAUCUAUCCGAACAUCUGAGGGGCUUGGUGGCGGAGUCGAGGGCGCACGCGGAUGAGGCGCUGUUGGCAUUCUAUAUCAGGGAAUGGCAACGCUACACCAAUGCCGCCAAAUACGUUCAUCACUUAUUCCGCUACCUCAACCGCCACUGGGUUAAGCGCGAGAUCGACGAAGGGAAGAAGAACGUCUACGACGUCUACACGCUGCACCUGGUGCAGUGGCGCGAUGUGCUGUUCCACCACAUUUCGACCAAGGUCAUGGAGGCCGUGCUGAAACUCGUCGAGAAGCAGCGUAACGGCGAGACCAUUGAGCACAACCAGAUCAAGCAGGUGGUCGACUCGUUCGUGUCGCUGGGUUUGGAUGACGGCGACUCCUCCAAGACAACUCUCGACGUUUACCGGUUCCACUUUGAGAAACCGUUCCUCGAAGCCACCAAGGUCUUCUACCAGAACGAGAGCAAGCAGUUCGUUGCCGAGAACAGCGUUGUCGAGUACAUGAAGAAGGCCGAAACGCGCCUGAACGAGGAAGAGGAGCGCGUCAAGCUCUAUCUGCAUCCGGACAUAGCGAUUCCGCUAAAAAAGGCGUGCAACCAGGUCUUGAUCGCCGACCACUCCAACAUCCUGCGCGACGAGUUUCAGGUCCUGCUAGACAACGACCGGGAGGAGGACAUGGCGCGCAUGUACAGCCUCCUCUCACGCAUCCCGGACGGUCUUGACCCCCUCCGGACCAAGUUUGAGACACACGUCCGGAACGCCGGCUUGGCUGCCGUCGCCAAGGUGGCUUCUGGCGCAGGGGACAAGCUGGAGCCCAAGGUUUAUGUCGACGCCUUGCUCGAGAUCCACACCCAGUACCAAGGACUCGUCAAGCGCGCGUUCAACGAUGAGCCUGAGUUCACGCGGUCACUCGACAAUGCCUGCCGAGAGUUUGUGAAUCGGAACGAGGUAUGCAAGUCUGGUUCCAACAAGUCGCCCGAGCUGCUGGCCAAGUACACCGACGUUCUCCUCCGAAAGGGCAGCACGGCCAUUGAGGACGCAGAGCUGGAGAACACGCUCGUCCAGCUCAUGACGGUGUUCAAGUACAUCGAGGACAAGGAUGUUUUCCAAAAGUUCUACUCGCGUAUGCUGGCCCGUCGCUUGGUGCACAGCAACUCGGCCUCAGAAGACGCCGAGACCAGCAUGAUCAGCAAGCUCAAGGAGGCCUGCGGGUUCGAGUACACGAAUAAGCUGCAGCGCAUGUUCCAGGACAUGCAGGUCUCCAAGGAUCUUAACGCCGGGUUCCGGGAACACAUGCAGGGGCUCGGCACCAAGGGCCUCGACUCAACGUAUUCGAUCCUGGGCACCGGCUUCUGGCCGCUACAGGCGCCGGGGACCAACUUCAAUCCACCCGAAGAGGUGGCAUCCGACUGCGAGCGGUUCGCCCGCUUCUACAAGAACAAGCACGAGGGCCGCAAGCUCACCUGGCUGUGGCAGCUGUGCAAGGGCGAGGUCAAGGCCAACUACAUCAAAAACGCCAAGAUGCCCUACACGUUCCAGGUCUCGGUCUACCAGAUGGCCAUUUUGCUGCUAUUCAAUGAGAAGGAUCAGAACACGUACGACGAGAUUUCGUCGACGACGCAGCUCAACGCCGAGGCGCUCGAUCCUUCGCUGGGCAUCCUUCUCAAGGCGAAAGUGCUCAACCUCGACCCCGGGAGCGCAAAGGUCGGCUCCGGCGCCAGCUUCUCGCUCAACUAUGACUUCAAGAAUAAGAAGUACCGGGUCAAUCUCAACGUCGGCAUGAAGUCGGAGACGAAGCAGGAGGAGGCCGAGACCAACAAGACGAUUGAGGAGGAUCGCAAGCUUUUGUUGCAGUCGGCCAUUGUGCGCAUCAUGAAGGCGCGGAAGCGCAUGAAACACCAGCAGCUCGUCAGCGAGACCAUCAACCAGAUCCGUGCUCGCUUUGUGCCCAAGGUCAGCGACAUCAAGAAGUGCAUCGAGAUUCUGCUCGACAAGGAGUACUUAGAGCGCCUCGAGGAUGAUGAUAUCGGGUAUCUGGCCUGAGCUGUCCGAGCUGGGAAAAACUCGUGAAGGGG